CUCUUUUCACCAUCUUCACUUCACAAAAUCACUCCUCAAAAUCUCUUAUUUUCUUUCAUUUCUCUUUUCUUUCUCAUUUGCUUAUUAGCUAUGGUUUUCAAUAGAGAUAUUGCCCGUUUUGCUGUUGGUGUUAUUGGGAAUGUCAUUGCACUCAUCUUGUUCUUGUCACCCUUGCCAACUUUUAUACGUAUAUGGAAAAACAAGUCAGUGGAGCAAUUUUCUCCUAUACCGUACCUUGCCACAUUUGUCAACUGUGGGCUUUGGGUGUUGUACGGUGUCCCUUGGGUACAACCAAACAGCAUCUUAGUUGUGACAAUUAAUGGCACUGGACUUGGCAUUGAGAUCGUGUACUUAACGCUGUUUUUCUUGUACUCUGAUCGUAAGCUAAGGACAAAAGUUUUUCUUGUCAUUCUUGGUGAAAUUAUCUUUGUUGCUACACUUGCAAUUUGUGUUCUAAGUUUUGUCCAUGGAAACAAGAAAAGAGCUGCUAUUGUUGGUAGCAUUUGCAUGGUUGGCAACAUUUUGAUGUAUGCUUCCCCUUUGGCUGUCAUGAAAUUGGUGAUCAAGACCAAAAGUGUGGAGUACAUGCCUUUCUUCCUUUCACUUUUCUCUUUUCUCAAUGGUGUUAGUUGGACUGCUUAUGCUUUUAUCCGUUUCGACGCCUACAUUCUUGCACCAAAUUCAAUGGGAACUGUUCUUGGGCUGGCCCAAUUGCUACUUUAUGCUACAUAUUACAAGUCCACUAAGAGACAAAUAGCAGAAAGAGAGACCAAAGGAGAGUUAGUCAUGGCUGAAAAAUCUGUCACUGGGGUGGCCCAAAAGCCUAGAAAUGAUUCUAGAGUUUAAUUUUGUGGUUUUCUUAAAGCCCAUUUAGCUUUAGUAAUUGGUCUAUUUAGCCCAACUUCUUUUGGGCCUUUUGUUUUUCA
Messenger RNA from Nicotiana attenuata, 926 nucleotides. RefSeq names its product bidirectional sugar transporter SWEET5-like. The record is from RefSeq and is a predicted model, not a curated record. The coding region runs from base 91 to 846 and encodes 251 amino acids. The transcript is spliced from 5 exons. NCBI's taxonomy places the organism in Eukaryota, Viridiplantae, Streptophyta, Magnoliopsida, Solanales, Solanaceae. Gene Ontology annotation, biological process: carbohydrate transport. Gene Ontology annotation, molecular function: sugar transmembrane transporter activity. Gene Ontology annotation, cellular component: membrane.